Messenger RNA from Pistacia vera, 855 nucleotides. RefSeq lists its product as uncharacterized. The transcript has 2 exons. Lineage: Eukaryota; Viridiplantae; Streptophyta; Magnoliopsida; Sapindales; Anacardiaceae. The record is from RefSeq and is a predicted model, not a curated record. Bases 1 to 855 code for a protein of 284 amino acids.
AUGGCUUCUCCUUCUUUUGCUAAUUACCUAGUGACACAAGAACAGUUCAACACGUUUCACAACAUUGAUCGCCUUCUAUUCACCUGGCUGGUUCACAGUCUCGGCCGCGAUCCCCGCGAGUCCAUGCAGGUGAUUGCACUGUGGAUAUGGCUCGAACAGGUAGGGCAAUGUCGUUAUUUGGUGGCUAACAUGUUGAAGUGGCCUGCCACUCUAAUAACUUCGUUGGCUGAUGAGGCUGUUCUACUGUUGACUUGCAUUGAAAGUAAUGAAAAAACUAUUGACGAUGUUCAUGUUCCUUUAACUCAACGAAUGACAAAAGACGGAGUUUCUUUAAAGUAUUUUCAUGAGAAUCGCCUGGCCAUCAUUCAUGGAGUUACAAGGAACAUUAAUGAUGUCUGCUCCAAGGCGUUUGUAGAUGUUUUGCCAAAUGUAUUAUUGCCUACUGUUAAUGAUAUUGCUGUUCAGAGAUCCCUUUUGAGGAGUGAUGAAAUGGUUGAGAUGUUGAGGCGUCUAGCAAUAAGUAGUAACAGUGAUGAGCAAGAGAUGAACAAGGAAGAAGUAGUACCACAAGAUGAGAGGACGAUUUUCUUGACUUUUUCAAAAGGAUACCCGAUUUCAAAAAAUGAAAUCAAAGACUUCUUCACAAGAAACUUCGGGGAGUGCAUUGAAACAAUAUGCAUGCAAGAAGCUGCAGCAGUAGAGCAGCCAUUAUAUGCACGUCUCGUAGUGUAUUCAGCUUCAGUAAUGGAAGUGGUGCUUGAUGGCCAGAGCAAAGCAAAAUUCUCCAUUAACGGAAAGCAUGUUUGGGCCAGAAAAUUUGUACGUAGAAACCAUAAAUCACCACCACGCUCAUAA